Molecule: messenger RNA, 2312 nt
Organism: Brachypodium distachyon (stiff brome)
Lineage: Eukaryota; Viridiplantae; Streptophyta; Magnoliopsida; Poales; Poaceae
Product: 23.6 kDa heat shock protein, mitochondrial
Exons: 2
Coding region: 37-1131 (364 amino acids)
Biological process (GO): response to heat
Source: RefSeq, a predicted model, not a curated record
CCCUCUCUUUAAGUAACUGUAACAUAAAUUUCUUAUAUGCUCCUAAUCGUGUUCCUUUUUCGUUUAACCUUUUGUGGUCUUCCCCCGAUAUGUGGCUGUGUAGUGGUAUCCGUGUGCUUAUCUAUGGUCGGUUUCGUUUGUCGUAUCACAAAGAUGCUAGUGUUAAAUUUCCUUUGUUUCCUUGGGCGCUGCUGGAAGGUUUCGGAUGUGUUCGUCUUCCUUCCAGAAAUCCCAGAUGUCUCUCUGGGCUUCUCUUCCUGUUUGCUGCCUGCCUUCCUUUAUAAUGCGGCGCGUCUCCAUCUCUUCAAGCACUUCGACCUGCUAGUGGCACCGGCAAGUAGAGGCGACCCAACGCAGUGCGAUUCCACUGUGAGCAGAGUUUGUUCCCGGCAGAUGGCUUUAGCUCGCCUGUGCGUCAACAAGGCCCUUGCCUGCCGCGCACCGGCUCUGGCUUUAGCUCGCCUGUGCGUCAACAAGGCCCUUGCCUGCCGCGCACCGGCUCUGGCUAGGCCGGCGUAUGCUAUAGCGCCGGAGGGAAUUGCUUCUCUUGGAGGCUUGAACGGCCGCUUGCUCUCGUCGGUGGCAACAGACACCGCCGCCAGGGCUCCAUCAGAAGGAGAGGAGAACCGCCGGGAGGUCGCCGUGAAGGACCGCUCCGGCUCCGGUGCCACGCGCCGCUGGCCUUGGAGAGACCUCCGGCAGUUGGUCCCGUUCCGUCUCGUCAACGGGCUCGGGAGCGCGCUGUCGCGUGCGGCGGAGGCGCUGCGGCGGCCGCUGGAGCGGUGGCGGCCGCUGCAGGGGAAGGUGCGGGAGGAGGAGGAGCGGUACAGGCUGCGGUUCGAGGUGCCGGGGCUGGGGAAGGACGACGUGCGGGUCACGGUCGAGGACGGCGGCAGCACGCUGGUGAUCCGGGGCGAGAAGAGGGUCGAUGAGGUGCGGGGCGACGACGAUGGGGAGGAGUGGUGGUCGGCGAGCAGCUACGGGUGGUAUCACGCGAGCCUGCUGCUCCCGGACGACGCCCGGGCGGACGGGAUCGCGGCGGAGGUCAAGGACGGCGUGCUGUACGUCACGGUGCCGCGCGCGCCGGCGGCCGGGAAGGAGAGGAACGUCACCGAGGUCGAGGUCCAGUGAGCGACAACAUCUCGGUUGCCGAGCAGUCGAGUACUGGCAGCAUGUGUAUGUAGCCAGCUGAUGUUCUGGCAGUCCUGCGUGCGCGAAUGCAGCAUGCACUCGAUCUUCAUUUGCUUGUUUGAUGUACAUGUUGCUGCGUGCACGUGUCUAGCUAAGCAUCGUGUCGAUGGCGUUCCCUCCGUCUGCGCGCCCGUCCUCCUGGCUUUGCUCAGAGCCGGCGACUUGCGGGCUGUGGCUCCGUGGUGUGGGAUAGGGAAAAGGCCAUUGCCCGGCGUAACAGGGGUCUCCGUACUAUCUGAAACUUUCAUUUUCUCUUCUUUGCAUCGAGACUGGUGUUAUAAGUAGAUUUUACAGCCAACCUUUCCAGCAGUGUGUGUUCCUUUAAAAAAAUUCGAGAAAAUGUGUACUCCUUUAUAUAGACCUCGUUCUAUGCUGGCAAAUCCCCGCGGAGUGCAGUCAAAAAAAAAAAAAACGCUCCGCGGAUAUGCUAGCCUCGUGGAAGGAGGACGGUGGGAUAAAUACAUGGAGCUCGUUCCAUGCUGGGCAAGUGCAAGUCCGCUCCUAUAGGAUCAGCCACGAGUACUACCCCUAGAGGCCACAGAGAAGUGCUCCAGAAAACACAAAUCAAACUUCGACCGAACCUGUAGAUGCAGAGCAAGCGAGAUGAGGGCUUCGAGCCCCAACCCGAACUGCUCAUGGCCGCCCAGCGCGGCGAUUGGCAGCAGCUAGAGCAUCUCCUUAGCAAAGGAGGAGACGCUGCUGCCGCAGCGGCAGCGCCUCAGCCGGUGCGCGAUGUCGUCGUGGACAUCGAGGAAGCUGCUGUAUUAACCUCCGGCGAGUCGAUCACCAUGGCAGGGGACUCCGUCCUCCAUGUGGUAGCCUCGAGGGGAGACGGUGAUCCACGGCAAGUCCGGCCACCUCCUCGUCGCCAGGAACAAAAAAGGCGAUACCCCGUUGCACGGCGCCGCCCGGGCAGGAGUAGGACAGGGUAGAAUGGUCACCCAUCUCGUAGAAGAGCGCAGCUGUUCUUGUGAGCGAAGUUGUGCCUAUCCUGCCGCCCCUACUCACAAGAAGAGCGCGGCUUUUAACCGUACUCACAAGAAGUUGCGAGCGAAGUUGUGCAACAUGGGGAAGUUGGAGGGCCUUAAUAUUCAGUUCUGCAACAUGAUUGGCAACCACAA